AUGUCAAACAAUCAAAGCCUCAAAUUUAAUUUUCGGGAUUACGAAAUAGAAGAACCUCCUCCGUUCGAAAAAUUACAAACAAUUAUGGAUGAAAGUGAGGAAGCUUUUGAAGAUUCGGAAUUUCCAGCAGAUAUGACCAGUGUUUAUAAACCGAAUCAAAAGCCACCACCAGGGGCAAAACGGAUCAAGAGCUGGCUCCGACCUCAUCAAAUUAAUGGUGUUUAUAAUCCAUCUCUGUUUGUAGGGGAUGCAUCGACACAGGACGUUACUCAAGGAGGAUUAGGUGAUUGUUGGUUCAUUGGAGCUCUCUGUGUCUUAUCAGAGAGAAGAGAUUGGAUUGAAAAAUUAGUUGUUUCCUUCCCCAAGCAUCGUUCGAGAGGAAAAUAUACUUUUAGAUUCUUUAGAGAUGGACAGUGGGAAUAUGUCACUAUCGACGAUCGUCUUCCUUGUGACAUUAAGGGAAAUUUAGUGUUUGGAAAAUGUUCUGAUCCAAAUGAGUUAUGGGUUCCUCUAAUCGAGAAAGCAUUUGCAAAAUUUUAUGGCUCAUAUGCAUCUAUUGAGGGAGGAUUUGUCCGAAAUGCUUUAGUGGACAUGACAUCGGGCGUGUCUGAGAUGGUGGACAUUAAGAAAAAAUCAUUAGACGAAUUGUGGAUCUAUCUCAAUAGAAGAACAAAUCAAUCAGCCUUAUUAGGCGCAAGUGCAACCUCGUCAGGAGGAGAAGCCAAAAUUGCAGAUACUGGACUAAUGGCGGGUCAUGCAUACGCUGUUCUUCAGUGCUUUGAGGUUGGAAAUGUCAGGUUAGUUCGGUUGAAAAACCCUUGGGCACGAGGUGAAUGGACCGGAGCAUGGUCUGAUAAUUCCAAAGAAUGGGCAGAAAAUCCCAGGGUGACCGAAAUUGUAAAGCCCAAUUUUUCUGAUGACGGAACCUUUCAUAUUUGCCUCGAAGAUUUUUGUAAAUAUUUCACCAACUUAGAUGUAUGUCUAUUGAUUAAUGACCCAAAUGAAACAUUCACAGACCCUAAGGAAACCAAUCGAGCACAAAGCUGGCAAAGCACGACCCGUUGGGGUCAAUUUAAUGGAGAAGGUUUAUUCACUGCCAACACCCAAGAUUCCAGAAAGGGCCCUCAAUUUCACUUGUACAUUAGUGACACCAGCGAUAUAAUUGUGAGCUUAAUGUUACACUCAUCGAAAUAUCUUGGCGAAUCCAAAGAAAAGGAUUUUCCGAUUGGCUUCCAUGUUAUGAGAUCGGAAGGAGAAAUGCAUCGAUGCUUUUUUGCUAAACAGGCAAACGUUGCAUUUAAGAGCACCUUCGAGUAUAGUAGAGAAAAUACUGUAAAAUUCAAACAACUCAGUGCAGGUCGAUAUACAAUCAUUCCGUCCGUAUACUUUAAGCAAAAGGUUGGAAAGUUCAUAUUGAGGGUGUUUGUGGACAAACGAGUGAGGGAAUUUUCUCUAAACCUACUUCCUCCAGAGCAUGAAUGUUAUCAUGUCCGUAGCAUAGAUGGAUCCUUUGACCAUUCAACAAGUGGAGGAUGUAUGAAUUCUUGGAGGUGGUUGCUAAAUCCUCAAUAUAUUUUACACAUUAAGAGUGAACAGAUCUCUAAAAUAAGGGUGCGAGUCAGCAUCGAGCAGAAAAAAGAACCAUUCGAAUAUUUAGGAAUGUACAUUCUCAAGGGUAACGAUCAAGGACAAACUAAACCCGUUUUUGAAAACAAAGAAGCAGCUCCACCUCUUCCAUUUGUAAAUAGAAUUGAAAAUAUUAAUGAGGAAACAUUCGAAAUGGAGACUGGAAAGAAUUACGUUCUUGUUCCAUGCACCUUUAAACUUGGAAUUUUGAUGGAAAAAUUUACAAUACGAUGUUAUGUGCCAAGAAAUUCAAGCAUUGCAGAGUCUCAAAUUUCUCUUGAAUUGGCCACAAGUUCUGUGUACAAGAGAGUCACACUUCAAAGUGAAUGGAUCGCCAACUCAGCUGGUGGUUGCCCCAACAAUGUGGACACUUUUUGGAACAAUCCAAAGUGUUUGGUGACAGCUCAGAAAGAUUGUGAGGUUGAUAUUUUACUCUGUCAAGAAGAAAAGGACGGUAAGCUGGCUGCAGUUGGAUUUCAUGUGUUUAAAGGAGCCAUGAAACCUUCAAACGUUUAUGCAAAAACUCCAUCUUGGGGAUUCCAAAGAAUUGCUUCCCUUACUGUGUCUCUGCAAGCAAACAUUGCACACUAUAUUAUUCCCUCGACAUAUCAACCAGGUGACGAGAGGAAAUUCACCCUUAUUGUUUAUCAUACGAAUGAUUGCAAGUUUGCUCUGCUGUGA
Molecule: messenger RNA, 2307 nt
Organism: Naegleria fowleri
Lineage: Eukaryota; Heterolobosea; Eutetramitea; Acrasida; Naegleriidae
Exons: 4
Coding region: 1-2307 (768 amino acids)
Biological process (GO): proteolysis
Cellular component (GO): cytoplasm
Molecular function (GO): calcium-dependent cysteine-type endopeptidase activity
Source: RefSeq, a predicted model, not a curated record